AGUUAAGCCAAACGUCUAGUGACGGUUCAGUCUGACUUGAGCAGUUGGAGGUGAUCCAUCCAGUUGUCUACACACUCUCACCAGUCCAGCACCUGACAAGAUGGGCAAGGAAAUCGACUUUGUCAACAGGGACCCCAACGGUCUUAACGACCACGUCAGAGUUUUGUUCGAUGAAGUUCUGGGCGAGCCUGACGGUGCCCACUCCAUCAAAUGUGUCUGGAACUGUGCCUACAAGUGCUUCAACUGCUGUAAAGGCUGCUGCUACAAGUUUCUUACCCUGCUGUGUGGUAUCCCCUUGGCUCUCUGCUGGGGAUGUGAGUUUGCCUACAUCACCUUCUGGCACGUGUGGUACGUCACCCCCUGUAUGAGAUUGUACAUGAUCAACUGCGGCUGCAUGCAGAAGUUCUACGGCACCUGCCUACAAUGUUAUCUCCAGCCUCUAUGUGAGGCCUACAGCUUCCUGUUUAGCAACAUCCGGGUCACCAACUACUCAGGAUAAUCUAGGCUUGUGAAGAACAAAACCAACUUAAAACAAGAGUGGCCGCACUUGCCUGGUGAAUGAAUCAGCCUAGUGUGGAAGAUAGUACAAAAAUAUUUUAGAAAAACCGAAAAAUGUAACCAAAAAGUAAACAAAAAUAUUUAUGAUUUAAAAAUCUUGAGGAAUUUAACAAUCGUUUUCAGACAUUUCAAAUCAGGAGAAACCUUCCACACAUAUCAACAGCCAGAAGCAUUCUGUGAUAUUAUUUAUUUAUUUAAAAUUAAAUUAUUUUCUGUA
Molecule: messenger RNA, 775 nt
Organism: Physella acuta
Lineage: Eukaryota; Metazoa; Mollusca; Gastropoda; Physidae
Product: caveolin-1-like
Biological process (GO): caveola assembly
Cellular component (GO): caveola
Molecular function (GO): molecular adaptor activity
Source: RefSeq, a predicted model, not a curated record